This is a messenger RNA of Morus notabilis, 4610 nucleotides long. RefSeq names its product probable phospholipid-transporting ATPase 8. The transcript has 11 exons. NCBI's taxonomy places the organism in Eukaryota, Viridiplantae, Streptophyta, Magnoliopsida, Rosales, Moraceae. Gene Ontology annotation, molecular function: ATPase-coupled intramembrane lipid carrier activity; ATP hydrolysis activity; ATP binding. The record is from RefSeq and is a predicted model, not a curated record. Gene Ontology annotation, biological process: phospholipid translocation. Gene Ontology annotation, cellular component: plasma membrane. The coding region runs from base 824 to 4402 and encodes 1192 amino acids.
CCAUGAAAGAAAGGAACCGUACAGUGUACAGUUAGGCAAUUAUCACCUGCUCCGCCUCCAUUUUCACUCUCACCUGCUCUCCUCUCUUCUCUUCUCUUCUUUUAUUUAUUGUAUUUUGUUUUUGUUAUUUAUUUUAUUAUUAUUAUUUUGCUUAUAAAAGCGGCAAAGGCAGUGAGGCACAACAAAAGCUAACUACUUACUCAUACGAAGCUCACCCUCUCUCUCUCUCUCUCUCUCUCUCUCUCCAUCCUGCACUGUACUCCCUCUCUCUCUAUCCUCUCUUUCUCUCUCUAGAUUUCGGCCGAAACCGCAAGGAAGAGAUCUCUGCAACUUGGAACGGAAGUAAGGAAUUCGUGAAUUUCUUUAGCUUCUUCUUCUUGAGCUGCGAAAUCUGAGUUAAUUUGCUUCGAGAAGUUUCCUUGAUGCGCUACUUCGCUCACCGACUCUGCGCGUUCGGUUAUGUAGCUCAGAAGCAAGGCAUUUCGAGCAUGUGUGGUUGCCAAGUUAUGCUUGCUUUAGCUCGCCUGAUACGGUUUUGGAUAUCUUCGAAAGAUUUAUCGGUUGCGCGUUAGUGAAAUGGAAGGGUUGAGGAAUUUCUGUUUGUUUUUCUGGUGAUUGUGAAGCUAAUACAGUCUCCGGACGUGUAACUUGCAGAGUAAAUUUAGAGAAUUUUUGUUGCGAGUGAGUUGUUUGGUGAAUUUUCUUUGUUUUCUUCGAAAGUAGGAGGGAAAUGUGGGUGGGAAUUUGAGGGGAUUUGGUGACCAAAUCAAGAAAGAGAAACAAGAAAGAAGCAAGAAACCUAAUUCAUUCUUUCUGUGCAAAAAUGGCGGAAAGGAAGAAGCGAAAGAUACACUUUAGCAAGCUUUAUUCGUUUUCGUGUCUUCGGUCGUCGUUUAAAGAGAGUCAUGACCAGAUAGGGCAGAGGGGAUACUCAAGGGUCGUGCAUUGCAAUGAUCCCGACGGUGCAGAGGCGAUCCAGUUGAGAUAUAGAGGAAACUAUGUUUCGACAACCAAGUACACAGCCAUUAAUUUCAUUCCGAAGUCUCUGUUCGAGCAGUUUAGGAGAGUGGCAAAUAUGUACUUUCUUGUUGUAGCUUGCGUUUCGUUUAGCCCCUUGGCGCCUUAUACAGCUGUCAGUGUUCUCGCACCAUUGCUGGUAGUGAUUGGAGCUACCAUGGCGAAGGAAGCUGUGGAAGAUUGGCGGCGAAGAAAACAGGAUAUAGAGGCAAAUAAUCGAAAGGUUAAAGUGUAUAAGAAUUUUGCAUUCCAUGAGACCAGAUGGAAGAAUCUACGAGUUGGUGACAUUGUGAAGGUGUAUAAAGAUGAGUACUUUCCUGCUGAUCUGCUUUUGCUUGCAUCAAGCCAUGAGGAUGGUAUUUGUUAUGUUGAAACCAUGAACCUUGAUGGAGAGACUAAUUUGAAGUUGAAGCAUUCUUUGGAGGCGACAUCCCAACUCCGCGAUGAAAAAGCUCUCAAAGAAUUUACUGCAGUAAUCAAGUGCGAGGAUCCCAAUGAAAACCUUUACUCAUUUAUUGGAACUCUAUACUAUGAUGGCAAACAAUAUCCACUAUCCUUACAACAAAUUCUCCUAAGAGAUUCGAAGCUUAAAAACACUGAUUACAUUUAUGGUGCUGUUAUUUUUACUGGGCAUGAUACGAAAGUGAUGCAGAAUGCGACAGACCCUCCUUCCAAGAGAAGUAAAAUUGAGAGGAGAAUGGAUAAAAUCAUUUACAUUCUCUUCAGUGCUCUAAUUUUGAUAUCUUUUAUUGGAUCGGUCUUUUUUGGAAUUGAAACUAAAAAAGAUCUUGCUGGUGGAAAGCUUAAAAGGUGGUAUCUUCGUCCAGAUGACACCCCUGUAUUCUAUGACCCCAGAAGACCGACUCUUGCUGCUUUUCUUCAUUUCUUGACGGCCCUUAUGCUGUAUGGAUAUUUGAUACCAAUAUCGUUGUAUGUAUCCAUUGAGAUUGUGAAAGUAUUGCAGAGUAUCUUCAUUAACCAUGAUCGGGAUAUGUAUGAUGAGGAAACAGAUAGACCAGCUCAUGCACGCACCUCUAAUUUGAAUGAGGAACUUGGUCAGGUUCAUACGAUACUUUCUGAUAAAACUGGUACUUUGACUUGUAAUUCAAUGGACUUUGUCAAAUGUUCAAUAGCUGGCACACCAUAUGGCCGCGGUAUGACAGACGUGGAAAUAUCUCUGGCAAGCAGGAAAAGGGGUGGGCAGCCUAAAACUGAUGAUACGUCAUCUGAUAAUGCAUGCCGUAAUGUUGAUGCAUCAGGCUCCGGAAAGUCAAUUAAGGGUUUCAACUUCAGAGAUGAACGCAUCAUGAAUGGGCAGUGGGUUAAUGAACCUCAUUCUGAUAUCAUACGGAAUUUUUUUCGGGUUCUAGCAAUUUGCCAUACAGCCAUUCCUGAUGGAGACAAAGAAUUGGGGAAAAUUUCAUAUGAGGCUGAGUCACCAGACGAAGCAGCAUUUGUCAUUGCUGCCAGGGAACUUGGCUUUGAAUUUUUUGAGAGGACACAGACAAGCACACAUGUCUAUGAGUGGGAUUAUAAUAGAGGGAAAAAGGUUGAGAGAGUGUACGAGCUUCUUCAUGUCUUGGAGUUCACUAGUUUCCGCAAAAGAAUGUCAGUUAUUGUAAGAAACAUGGAAAAUCAGUUGUUGCUGCUUUGCAAGGGCGCUGACAGUGUUAUGUUUGAAAGGCUUGCGAAAGGUGGGCAACAGUUUGAGGCUCAAACCAAGGAUCACAUAAACAAAUAUGCUGAAGCAGGUCUGAGAACCUUGGUAGUUGCAUAUCGUGAACUUGAUGAAGAAGUAUAUAAAAAAUGGGAAGAGGAGUUUGUGAAGGCAAAAGCUUCUGUCUCUGAAGAUCGAGAUGCAUUGGUGGAUGCAGCAGCUGAUAACAUUGAAAGAGAUUUGAUCCUUCUUGGUGCCACAGCUGUGGAGGACAAGCUGCAAAAGGGGGUUCCUGAAUGCAUUAACAAGCUCUCCCAGGCUGGAAUUAAGAUAUGGGUAUUAACUGGUGAUAAAAUGGAAACUGCAAUCAACAUAGGGUAUGCUUGUAGUUUACUAAGACAAGAUAUGAAGCAGAUUGUCAUCACCCUAGAUUCACCAGAUAUUAUUGCAACGGAGAAACAAGGGGAUAAAGAGGCAGCUGCAAAGGCUUCUCUGGAAAGCAUAAGGGGACAACUUAGAGAAGGAAUUUCACAAAUUGAGUCAGCUAGAAAAAUUUCCAACUCAGCUAGGAGUUCUGUUGAAUUUGGCUUAAUAAUUGAUGGAAAGUCGUUGGAAUUUUCACUCCAGAAGAAUGUUGAGGACUCGUUCUUCAGGCUCGCUACUAGUUGUGCGUCUGUUAUCUGCUGCCGCUCUACACCCAAGCAGAAGGCUCUUGUUACGAAAUUGGUAAAGCUGGGAACAGGUAAAACAACCCUAUCAAUUGGUGAUGGGGCUAAUGAUGUUGGCAUGCUUCAAGAGGCUGAUAUUGGAGUUGGCAUCAGUGGUGUUGAAGGGAGGCAGGCAGUGAUGGCAAGUGAUUUUGCUAUAGCUCAGUUCCGGUUUUUGGAACGUCUCUUGUUGGUACAUGGUCAUUGGUGCUACAGGCGCAUAUCAAUGAUGAUAUGCUAUUUCUUCUACAAGAACAUCACAUUUGGGUUUACUCUGUUUUGGUUUGAGGCCUAUGCUUCAUUCUCUGGACAAGCGGCUUAUAAUGAUUGGUACAUGUCAUUUUACAAUGUCUUCUUCACCUCGCUUCCUGUAAUAGCUCUCGGUGUAUUUGAUCAGGAUGUUUCCUCACGGCUCUGCCUCAAGAACCCGUUUUUAUAUCUAGAGGGAGCACAGAACGUUCUCUUCAGCUGGCUUCGCAUACUUGGAUGGAUGAUUAAUGGAGUUAUCAGCUCCAUAAUUAUCUUCUUCUUCACCACCAACUCCACUGUUUACCAGGCUUUUCGGAGAGAUGGUCAGGUUGUUGACUUUGAAGUUCUCGGAGUCACGAUGUAUACUAGCGUGGUGUGGGCGGUGAAUUGCCAAAUGGCACUAGCUAUUAAUUACUUCACUUGGAUUCAGCACUUCUUCAUCUGGGGAAGCAUUGCCUUCUGGUAUGUGUUCUUAGUAAUAUAUGGCUCCCUCCCGCCAACCGUGUCAACUACAGCAUACAAGGUUCUUGUGGAAGCCUGUGCUCCUAGUCCUCUCUAUUGGUUAGUUACAAUUUUUGUAGUUAUUUCGACGCUUCUACCAUAUUUUUCCUACCGGGCUUUUCAGACACGGUUUCAACCAAUGUACCAUGAUAUGAUACAACAAAUGACAGUCGAAAGACGAAACCAGACUCAGAAUUCUGAUGAAUUGUCUCUGCCAGUGACGGGCAAACUACAGCAUCUGAGGGAAAGAUUGAAACCUAGGGAAACAUGAAACAUAUCAAGUUCUAACUCUUACAAUUUUCUGCUAUUUUGGUUUUUUUGUAUAUGUUGCCAGUCAUUUGAAGUGUAGUUUGAGAAAUGAUUUGUAUACAGCUCAACUUUCCAAAUAGAUAGUCAUGUAAAGGUCAUGCAAAUAUAUGUCAAAACUUUAUCAAAGAAAGCUCUGUGUUUUUCCCAUGCCUUUUGUUGUAUAAUAUCGU